Polyodon spathula (Mississippi paddlefish) is the source of this 3561-nucleotide messenger RNA. RefSeq names its product protein atonal homolog 8-like. The record is from RefSeq and is a predicted model, not a curated record. The transcript is spliced from 3 exons. Lineage: Eukaryota; Metazoa; Chordata; Actinopteri; Acipenseriformes; Polyodontidae. The coding region runs from base 468 to 1340 and encodes 290 amino acids. Gene Ontology annotation, molecular function: protein dimerization activity; DNA-binding transcription factor activity.
GGCGUCUUUUGGCUCGUCACUUAUUUUUGGUUUUUAAGGGCGUGUAGAUAUCUCGUCCACACUUGUGAUUUGCUGGGCGCCGGGUGCUGAAAGUUUGCCAAGCAAACGCAGCACUUUUAAACGCCUCGCGAAAUUUGAGUUCUCUGGUGUGCAGUACAGCGCCGUAUGAGUGACUAGCAGGCGGCGUUCUGACUGAUCUCACCAACAGGGGCUUCUGUGUAAGCUGAGGCUAAAUAAACACAGAUGGAUCUCCGUGCACAUCCACAAAAAUGCUGCCAAUGCGGCAGGGAUUUCAAAUGACACUCUGAAUCUACUGGAACCACACGCACACACACAUACAUCCCCACUGCAGGCAAGGCAAAGGACUCAAAAUAUACCAGCCGCCGCAGCAGCUGUCCUGCAACGUAAAGAGCACAAACUUUUUUUCAGUUUUUUACAGGGACUUUACAAAACAAAACAAAACAAAAAUGAAGGACCCUCAAAUUAUAAGUGAAGGAGACUGGAAAACCCUGUGUGCUAAGGAGAUCCACGGGGUCAGGAAGAUGAAAAAAAAAAGCAGGGAUGCGUUGAAACAUUCAAACAGCGUUAAAAGUUUUAGACAGGACCCAAAAAUGGAUGAGGAUUUGUUAAGUGGUCUAAAAGAAACGAACGGUCGAAACUUGCAUCACAAAACUCUGCAGGAGAGGGCUUUUGCUGCACCUUCAAAUGGCAUAGAUAAUAUAAUCGACUUGAGGAGAAACCCGAGCACUUUCAUUGAUAUGAGGACUACAAGUUUACCCGCUUUGACAGGACAGAUGGCUGCUGCUGCUGCCGUCGCCGCUUCUGUAUCAGCUGUGUCGCCAGCGAAAGAACCAUUUCCCAGAUCGGUACAAGUCACCGAGUUUGAACAUCAGCACUCUUUCCAGUCGAGGAUCGUAUUGUGUCAGCGUCCUCCACAAAGCCCGUACUCUUCUGCCUCACAGGAAUCGUACAUACAUAAUAAUAGCGACCCCACCGCAUCGCCUAGGAAACGGCUGGGUGAAACUGCUGGCGUCGCUACUGAGAUCAAAGCUAUUCAGCAGACAAGGAGGCUGCUGGCUAAUGCGCGAGAGAGGACCCGAGUGCAUACCAUCAGUGCCGCCUUUGAGGCUCUUAGAAAACAGGUUCCUUGUUAUUCCUACGGUCAGAAACUGUCCAAACUGGCCAUUCUGAGAAUAGCCUGUAACUACAUCCUCUCCUUAGCCCAGCUCGCUGAUCUCGACUACACUUCAGAUCACAGCAAUACAAGCUUCUCAGAAUGUGUGGAGCAGUGCACGAGAACCCUGCAGGCAGAGGGCAGGUCCAAGAAAAGAAAGGAGUAGCACGAAUGAAGACAGCAAGUCUAUGGAACUUCAAACAGAGAACUGGGUCCCGGCCAACCUUGGCAACAACUGUUAUUUUCAUGAAAUCUACUGAAGACUUUGUUUAAAUUUACACAAGACAGCACUAUGCAGAGACCUUCUUCGCAAACUGAAACCCUGUUAACUAUAAGAAGACUGGUUCAUUUUGCAGAAAAGAAAGCUAUAUUUAGCAGACAGUUUUAUGACAGCACUUUCCUUUUUCUUUCUUUUAGUGUUUGCUUGUUGCUAAGCUAUAGGAACAGGACCUGGACGUUUGUGUUGCAGACAGUCUUGUUUUGUAUACUCUUUUAAUAGCUCUUACAACAGCUUUUAAUAAAGGGAAUUAUCCUGCAGAGAAGUGUUAUAUAGAUCUACCGAAGGACAUUUUACAGCUGACAGUUUUAUUGUCCUUAAUUUACUGAAUCUGUGAAUCUGUUGGAACAGUUGUUAUUUUUUCCAGCUUUUUAAUCUGUAAGCUAGCAGGUUAUAUUAGAUAUUAAUUGAGUUAAUUCCAUUCAGUCUGCUGAGAGAUUCCCUGAAGGUGCAGCAUCAACAGGGGAGCACUUAGCGAUGGAUAUCUCCAGAUUGAAACUCACAUGUCAUGUUCCUCUGUCAAAUGUAAUGUGCAAAUUCAAAAACAAGUUGAGUUUUUUAUUCUUCUAAUAACAUCAAAAUAAUAGUUGAGGAAAGAGGAGUAUUCCUGCUUAUUCUAUAUUGUGUUACCCAGCAUUUAAAAAUGAUAACGCAUUUCAUUAACAAUAUCAUGAGCUCAAGUUUAGGCUGCCUACAGGUGAAGUCACUCAACUUUCACUUCACUCCCUGAGCUUUGAAAUGCGUUGCUGUAAUUUACAGAGGGGGCGCGGGGGUACAUGCCCCCCUCACUUUUUCAACGGGGGAAAUUUCCUCCUCACAUUGCAGCAGUACUAAAUCGUUUUAUUUCUCAAUAAUUUAUUCAUAUAUGCUAUUCACUUGUUAGAGAUCUCCACUAGGACUGAGUGGAAAUGCCAAUGAAUGCUAUAAAAAUAUUUUCUAUUCGAACAUGACAGCAAAGGCACCAGUCUGAAAGAAAUUAAUGUUUAUUUUAAAUUGUAUUACUAUAUGCCCCAGCUACAGAAAGUCUCCUCCACUUUUGAAACCAAAGUUACGCCACUGUUGAGAGGAACUUCUUGACUAGAUGAUGCUGUUGAAGUUUUAUCAUCCCUUAGCCUCCUCAAUUUACCUGCUUCCCAUAUUACCCAUCUGGUCACGCCUGGCGUUGUGAAGCCUCAGACAGUGAGUGCAGUGUUGUAAAUUGGAGACAUCAGUCAAGUUCAUCGCAUGAGCUGGAUUAAGACUCUGUGUGUUGUGCGUGAUUUCAUUUCUGAUGGCGCUGUCUGGAAGAGCCUGUACACAGACGCAUACAGCAUGUGUUGACAGUUCUAGCGUUUCUUGUUUUUAACCCUAUAGAGUGAGUGACUCUUUUUCAAUGGAUCUCAUUUUGGAACCAACGACAGAACCACUGGGCGAAUUGCACUUUUCCAAAGGACGUCCCGUUGCUAAGCGGAUGUGGAGCUUGAUGUAAAGAAAUUAGUUCCCCAAUUGUAGAGGUUUAAUUUAAGUUUAAACAUACUAUACACACACUGCAUUAUUGGACAUGGGAAUGGCUGUAAACAACCCAAUGGCAAAUAUUAAGUGCCCUCUUUAUACAUAGUCUAACAUGUAAUACAAAUAUUUCAACCUACAUUCAUCAUUGAAAGACAAAUGCAACAGUGUGUUUUAUUGCUGCAAGAUUUAGUGUUUGAAAGACAAAUUCAAGAUGGACCAACAAGACAAUGCAUGAGUCGUUUUUCCAGAGUGAGUUGUUGGAACAUAAAGUCUGAAGAUGACAGUGCAGAGUCAGCUUGUGGGUGUGCUAAAAUAUUUCUGAUUCUCCAAGGAAAGGCAUUUCCAUAAGGAUCCAAUUCAAACACAAAUCUGUAAUUCAGAACAGAAAUAACAGGCACGUUUCUAGCAGUCCUACAGCAUUUGCAGAAGGAUACACACACAGGGUGCCCUGCUAAACAUGUCUGCUUGUUUGUAACAUUUACCACCGCUAAAGUCUUUGCCAUUUCAAGUGAGCAAGUGGCAAUUCGUUUUGUGCAAUGUACAUUGUUCAUAAGCUUUAACCAAAGGUGUAAUGUUUUUUGGGGUUUUUGUUGUAAAUAAAAAGAACUGUUCUCUGUUA